This is a messenger RNA of Chlorocebus sabaeus (green monkey), 3066 nucleotides long. It is a transcript of the gene ZNF432, whose product is annotated as zinc finger protein 432. The record is from RefSeq and is a predicted model, not a curated record. Gene Ontology annotation, biological process: regulation of transcription by RNA polymerase II; embryo development. Lineage: Eukaryota; Metazoa; Chordata; Mammalia; Primates; Cercopithecidae. Gene Ontology annotation, molecular function: RNA polymerase II transcription regulatory region sequence-specific DNA binding; DNA-binding transcription factor activity, RNA polymerase II-specific. Gene Ontology annotation, cellular component: nucleus.
UUUUUUGUUCUAAUCCCGCUUGAUUCAGUUUUUAUACGGCCUCUAAAACGCUUCGCAUUUAGAAUAGUGAUUGAGGUGCCCAGAGGUGACUUUAAUUUUCCAUUGAGCUGAGACGUCACAGCCAUCAUGACAGUUAAGAACUGAUGCCGCGCCUUUGUGGUAAUAAUGGGUUCCGGCCUUUGAGAAGUUUGCGCCGUUCACUAGCCCCUGCAAGGAGAAGAUCAACUUAUUCUGUUCCCUGUCUGUUCAGAGGACUUUACCCACACGCCGUAUCUGUCUGUGUGAACUCAAGCCUCUGAUAAUCUCUCCAUUUUCUGCCAGGGCUGACGUGUCUGGAAAUCGGACAGUUUUAAGAGGCCUCUGUCCACAGCGUCUCGCGGCUCCUGUGCCGUCUGUACGUCACGUACUCAAAGAUGGCCGCCCCCAGAGCGGCGAGGCGACUCCGGCGCGGACGUUUCUUCUGAGGAAAAGCCGUAAGGCCGCAUUCCGCUCUCCAUGGAAACGCGGGUGACCCUCCCUUGAGGUUUAGUGGGGAGGGAGCUGGGCGAGGGGCCCAGAAGCGUAAGAACUUUAGGGAAGUAAGUUCAGUCUUUAAGAAGUCGCAGCAAUUCCAGGGAGAGUCAGUCUACAGGUCCUGGCUGCCCUGGGAAGAGACAAGAAGUGAAUGAAGAAAGAGGAAGAUUCCAGGACCUAGAUAAUGAUUUUUGUGGACACUCUUCACUGAUGACUGAGGUUUCUAACUAGAAAUUUAAGGCAGAUCCAGAGGAGACAAAGACAGAGUAUCCCAGGUGCUGGCCAUUUCCCACAACUGAAGAAAAUGAUCAAUGCCCAGGAAUUGCUGACGCUGGAGGAUGUUACUGUGGAGUUCACCUGGGAGGAGUGGCAGCUCCUGGACCCUUUUCAGAAGGACUUGUACCGGGAUGUGAUGUUGGAGAUCUACAGCAACCUGGUAUCAGUGGGUUAUCAAGUCAGCAAAGCAGAUGCACUCUCCAGGUUGGAACGAGGAGAAGAACCAUGGACAAUGGAAGAUGAAAGGCACAGUCAAAUCUGUCCAGAAAACAACAAAGUUGAUGAUCAUCUGCAGGAUCACUUGGAAAAUCAAAGGAUGCUGAAGAGUGUGGAACAAUACCAUGAACGUAACGCAUUUGGAAAUACUGCCUCUCAAACCAAAAGCCAUUGUCUUUUCAGGGAAGAUCAUGAUACAUUUGAGUUAUAUAUAAAAACUUUGAAAUCAAAUUUAAGUUUAGUCAACCAGAGCAAAAGCUGUGAAAUUAAGAACUCUACUAAAUUUAAUGGAGAUGGAAAAUCAUUUCUUCAUGGUAAGUAUGAAGAACUUUAUUCUGCAGCUAAAUUCUCUGUAAGCACAAAAUCCAGCAGCACUAAAUCCCAAGUCAGUAAGCAUCAGAGAACUCAUGAAACAGAAAAAACCCACAUAUGCAGUGAAUGUGGGAAAGCAUUUGUCAAGAAGUCACAGCUCACUGAUCAUGAGAGAGUUCAUACAGGAGAAAAACCUUAUGGAUGUACUUUUUGUGCAAAAGUGUUCUCCAGAAAGUCCAGGCUAAAUGAACAUCAAAGAAUUCAUAAAAGAGAGAAAUCUUUUAUAUGCAGUGAAUGUGGAAAAGUCUUCACCAUGAAGAGCCGUCUGAUUGAACAUCAGCGAACUCAUACUGGAGAGAAACCCUACAUAUGCAAUGAAUGUGGAAAAGGCUUCCCGGGCAAGCGUAAUCUCAUUGUACAUCAGCGAAAUCAUACUGGAGAGAAAUCCUAUGUAUGUAGUGAAUGUGGAAAAGGCUUCACUGGGAAGAGCAUGCUUAUCAUACAUCAGCGAACUCAUACAGGAGAGAAGCCGUACAUCUGUAGUGAAUGUGGGAAAGGCUUCACCACAAAGCACUAUGUCAUCAUACAUCAACGAAAUCAUACAGGAGAGAAACCAUAUAUAUGCAAUGAAUGUGGGAAAGGCUUCACCAUGAAGAGCCGUAUGAUCGAACAUCAACGAACUCAUACAGGAGAGAAACCGUAUGUAUGCAAUGAAUGUGGAAAAGGCUUUCCCAGGAAGAGUAAUCUCAUUGUACAUCAGAGAAAUCAUACAGUAGAGAAGUCAUAUCUAUGUAGUGAAUGUGGAAAAGGUUUUACUGUGAAAAGCAUGCUCAUCAUACAUCAGCGAACUCAUACUGGAGAGAAGCCCUACAUAUGCAGUGAAUGUGGGAAAGGCUUCCCCUUGAAGAGUCGGCUGAUUGUACAUCAGCGAACUCAUACUGGAGAGAAACCUUACAGGUGCAGUGAAUGUGGGAAAGGUUUUAUUGUGAAUAGUGGACUGAUGCUACAUCAGCGAACUCAUACUGGAGAGAAACCAUACAUAUGCAAUGAAUGUGGAAAAGGUUUUGCCUUUAAGAGCAAUCUUGUUGUACACCAGCGAACUCAUACUGGAGAGAAACCCUUUACGUGCAGUGAAUGUGGAAAAGGCUUUACCAUGAAACGCUAUCUUAUUGUACAUCAGCAAAUUCAUACAGAAGAGAAAUCUUGUAUAUGUAGUGAAUGUGGAAGAGGCUUUGCCAUGGAAACUGAGCUUGCUUUACAUAAGCAAGUUCAUACUGGAGAAAAACCUUAUGGAUGCAAUGAAUGUGGUAAAGGCUUCACUGUGAAGAGCCGUCUAAUUGUUCAUCAACGAACUCACACAGGAGAGAAACCCUUUGUAUGCAGUGAAUGUAGAAAAGCCUUCUCCUCAAAGAGAAAUCUCAUUGUACAUCAGCGAACUCAUAAUGGAAAUAAACCCUAACAAUGCAAUGGACGUGGUCAUGCCUUUGGGAAGAAAAUAUGUCUUGUACACCAUCAGUGAUUUAACAGUAUAGUUUUUAUGUGUAUUGAGUAUGAAAAAUCAUAUUUCAAAAUCCAGUGUUAUCCACUAGGAUAAAUGCUAUCAAUGUCAGAAAGGCUUCAACAUGAAUUCAGGCUCUGAAAUCUUUGAUGUACCAAUGUAUAGAAAAUAACUCAUCUGAGAGAGAUUCUGUGCAUUGGGGGUAACUUUUCAUUUGUCAAACUUCAUUAAAACUAUGACAACAUCCAUAU